AUGAAUCCCCCACGUAUCAAGAUGGACUUUUAUUGUGACAUUGCGUCUACAUUUAGCUAUUUCGCACUCGAACAACUCCUUCGCUACGAACAGUUGUGGAACAUCGAACUGGAUAUCCACCCGAUCUAUCUUGCUUCCAUUUUCAAGAUUACCGGUAACCGUCCGCCCAUCAUGGGCAGUCCACAGAAGGUGGUCUACACGAUGAAAGAUACAGCGAGGCUCUCUCAAGAGUACCAAGCCCCCUUUCGUACUGGACCAGAGUUUCCGGGGAAUACCCUCCGUGUCAUGAAGUUGUUGCGAUAUCUGAAGGAGCGCCUCCCGCGCGAAAAGUUUAACCAGGCUGUUCGCCAUUAUUUUAGAGAAAACUUUGUGGCAAACACGCGAAUCAGCUCGCCAGAGUUUCUCUCCUCACUCCCAGCAGAUAUUUAUCCCGCCGAAGAGCUCGCACAAGCGAUUCAAGAGUCGCAAAGCAAAGAAAUCUCAGAAAUCAUGCGAAGUGAAUCCAAUGCGCUCGUUGAAGAGCAUAGUGCAUUCGGUUUCCCUUGGAUCAUCGUCACUCGCACGACCCCACAGGGCAAGAUGGAAAGCGAGUCUUGGUUUGGAUCAGAUCGAUUCUCGAAUAUCUCUUGGUGGCUGGGACCGGAGUAUCCGUGGCUUGGUCCGACACCUUCAAAGUCCCGGCUCUAG
Serendipita indica DSM 11827 is the source of this 687-nucleotide messenger RNA. Lineage: Eukaryota; Fungi; Basidiomycota; Agaricomycetes; Sebacinales; Serendipitaceae. The record is from the annotation of a GenBank genome assembly.